Molecule: messenger RNA, 507 nt
Organism: Sporothrix schenckii 1099-18
Lineage: Eukaryota; Fungi; Ascomycota; Sordariomycetes; Ophiostomatales; Ophiostomataceae
Exons: 1
Coding region: 1-507 (168 amino acids)
Source: RefSeq, a predicted model, not a curated record
AUGACGAGAUCGGCUCCUUUGCGAAGCAAGCUUGGUGUGUUGGGUCGCGAGGCGUGGUGGUCAGCAGAUGGGGGACACGAGGACAACGAUACGAUACGGGAGAACACGCAAGUCGAUUCGAUGAAUUGCCGGUUUGGGACACAGACACCGAUCGAUGACGAUUUUGGGGUGGCCGAUGUGGACUUGGCGGUUGGGGGCGUUGGCGGGUUGCGAUUGGCGAUUUGCCGCCAUGGACGAUUGCGGCUUACGGCUGUGCGCGGCGCAAUCAAAAACCCAACGCCCCCAAUCAGACAAAUCAGAACAGGGGAUGCGCACGGACGGACGUUUCUGGACCCCCUACCAAAGCGACAAAAUCGACAAAAUCGACGUCAAGGCAAGACCAUUCGAGCGCAUCGUUUUCGGCUCUCCUUUCCCUCUUCGACAAGACAACGCACGACCACGGGAUCCAGCUCAAGCCUGUGGGCGGUGGACAGUAUCACGACGUACAAAAGGGACCGGGGUCCAUAG